This is a messenger RNA of Anolis sagrei ordinatus, 1660 nucleotides long. It is a transcript of the gene PDSS1, whose product is annotated as decaprenyl diphosphate synthase subunit 1. Gene Ontology annotation, biological process: isoprenoid biosynthetic process; ubiquinone biosynthetic process. Gene Ontology annotation, cellular component: transferase complex; mitochondrion. NCBI's taxonomy places the organism in Eukaryota, Metazoa, Chordata, Lepidosauria, Squamata, Anolidae. The record is from RefSeq and is a predicted model, not a curated record. Gene Ontology annotation, molecular function: prenyltransferase activity.
UUCCGCGUCCGGGUCGAGCAGGCUUCCUUGCUGCUGCUGCUGCUCCUGCCAAAGCGUCGCUGGGCCCGAGCGAGGAGUAGCAGGGCGAGGCGGCGGCCAUGGCCCUGUCCUGGAGGCUCCUCUGCUGCCGCUGCCCUUGCGCCCUGCCCCGCUUCUGGAGGAGCCUGGCCUGGAAGAGGAAGGCCACAUCAGAUUUUCUAAGAGAAAGUUCAUCUUUAUCAUUUCCAAGAAUGCCCAGUAUAUUUUGGCGGUUUCAUCACACAACAGUGCGAACACAUAGCUGUGGUAAAGCGGUCAGUGAUGAAAAAUACAGAGAUCCUUUUAAACUCGGAAGGAAAGACUUAAAAAAUCUCUAUGAAGAUAUUCAAAAGGAAUUACGGGCAUCCACGACAGAUCUUAGAGAAAUGUGUGAAUAUUACUUUGAUGGAAAAGGGAAGGCUUUUCGACCAAUGAUUGUGGUAUUAAUGGCUAGAGCAUGCAAUUUUCAUCACAACAGUUCUGGGGAGGUGCAGGCAAGCCAGCGUUCUAUAGCUCUAAUUGCAGAAAUGAUCCAUACGGCUAGUCUGGUUCACGACGAUGUAAUUGAUGAUGCAAAUUCACGAAGAGGAAAACUGACAGUUAAUCAUGUCUGGGGAGAAAGGAAGGCAGUCCUAGCUGGUGAUUUCAUCCUGGCCGUAGCAUCACAAACUUUAGCACGUAUUGGAAACACCACCAUUGUUUCUGUGCUAACACGGGCAAUUGAGGAUCUGGUGCGUGGUGAAUUUCUUCAGCUGGGUUCCAAAGAAAAUGAAAAUGAGAGAUUUGCUCACUACCUCGAGAAAACCUUUAAGAAGACCGCUAGCCUUAUAGCACACAGCUGUAAAGCAGUAUCUAUUCUAGCUUGCCCUGAUCCCAAAGUUCAUGAAAUAGCGUACCAAUAUGGAAAAAAUAUUGGAAUAGCAUUUCAGCUCAUAGAUGAUGUGCUGGAUUUUACAUCCUGUUCUGAGCAGUUAGGGAAGCCAGUGUCAGCAGACCUUAAGCUUGGAAUAGCCACUGGUCCUGUAUUAUUUGCAUGUCAGCAGUUUCCAGAAAUCAAUACCAUGAUAAUGAGGCGAUUUAAUUUGCCAGGAGAUGUCCAACGUGCCCAGGAAUAUGUUUUACAGAGUGGAGGUAUACAGCAGACCACUUACCUCGCCCAGCGCUACUGCCAUGAAGCAAUGAGAGAGAUCAGCAAGCUCAGGCCCUCCCCGGAAAGAGACGCCCUUGUUCAGCUGGCAGAAAUUGUUCUCGCCCGAGACAAAUGACACAUCUCCUUCCAUUCAUUCUGGCAGCUAAUUUACCAGACUGUGCCUAAAACUAUAUUUGCAGAACAUCUUGGCUUACUUCCAGCACAGUAACCAUCCUUUUUUAAAUAAAAUAAAAUAAGUUAUCCUCACUGAAAGAAAUAUAACUAGGGUUUAUAUGAAGUACAAAUGUUUUAUUGAAGGAAGCCAUACAAAAAGAUGAAAACAUGAUCUGUCUGUUAAGCUGGUAGCAAUGCCCUGUGUCUGCGUGGUCUCUCUUCUUUUUUUCUCUUUUUUUACAAGGAGGGUUCUUGUUUCACUGGGCACUGUUUACAUUGUUCAAUAUUGACACUGAAGGCCACAAAGAAUAAAUACAAUCAAUGUGAUGAAAAAACUCA